Molecule: messenger RNA, 930 nt
Organism: Cuscuta campestris
Lineage: Eukaryota; Viridiplantae; Streptophyta; Magnoliopsida; Solanales; Convolvulaceae
Source: the annotation of a GenBank genome assembly
CGGAAGAGGGAGCACGGAUCAUUUGUUCCACAUUCCAGCAGAGGCUUGAUCCAACAGGGGGUAGUUGGAAGAGCCCAAGCAACGCGACUGUGGACUUUUACUGGAGAGAGUUUCAGGUAAAAUUUGGUUUGAUACGAGUAUCAAAUGUAUGCUUUCUAUAUUUUGUAUUUUAUUUAAGAUAUUUUCUAACAUGUCCGAUCUAACUUCUUUUUUAAAUUUAGAAACAUGCCACUUGGGACCCUCGCAUUGAUGAUAGCGUUAUGUUCCGUGCUUGGCGAUCGAAGGCUAGAAUGCGAUACACCGACUGGCUCUCAUCAAUUAGGAAUGAGAAGAAAGGAACAGAGAAGGUGCAACCACUUAUACCGCAAUCGUGGAAGGAGUAUUGGAAGUCACCAAAGUUCUUGGCAUCCUCCAAGCAAAACAAGAAAAAUCAGCGUGGCGGUGACGAGAGUGCCCCUGCUAGCGCCACGCACACCGGUGGUCCAUUGUCUUUUCGCGAGUCUCAAGCACGCCUUCAAAACUGCGUAGCCAUGCAAGAGGCAGUUCGUGAAGAAGGCUUAAAUGUGACACCUGACGAGAUUUUUCUAUCUACAGUUGGAGGACAUGAUGCCAAGAAUCGUGUUCAUGGUGUUGGAGAUCUCGCACGGAGCCUACCACGAAUGCAUGCAAGUCAGGCAAGACGGGCUAGCACCAGUUCUAUGUGGGACCCUCGAGAUGAUGAGAUUCGGAGGUUGAGAGAAGAGCUAGAUGACAUUUGAGCUUCCCAAGCGCGUGAAUUAUUAUCGAUUAGAGAAGAGAUGAGCCGACUUUAUGGAGGAGUUUUCCCACGAGGAAAUGGAGAUGGCGGUGGAGAUGGAGGAGGGGCGGGAUUUACAGGGGCUUGUUGAGUUUUUAAUCAGAAUUGAAGAACAAUAUAUUAAACUUAAGUUU